Panthera uncia (snow leopard) is the source of this 11718-nucleotide messenger RNA. RefSeq names its product ninein (gene NIN). Lineage: Eukaryota; Metazoa; Chordata; Mammalia; Carnivora; Felidae. The transcript is spliced from 32 exons. Gene Ontology annotation, cellular component: centriole; ciliary transition fiber; centrosome. The coding region runs from base 4671 to 11066 and encodes 2131 amino acids. The record is from RefSeq and is a predicted model, not a curated record. Gene Ontology annotation, molecular function: calcium ion binding. Gene Ontology annotation, biological process: microtubule anchoring at centrosome; centrosome localization; centrosome-templated microtubule nucleation.
AGCCGGUUGCCGGGGCCCCCCCGCUCCGCGGCCUGGCGGGGGGGGGGCGGUGCGCGGAGGCCUCGCAUUGCCCCCCGCGCCGUCGGCGAGGCCCUGAGCGCCCAGGGCGGACACCGCACGGGGACCGGCUGGGGCUUCCCCUCGGGAGUGCGAGAGCGCUGGAGGCGGGCGGCCGGCGGUGCGGGCGCGACGGAGAGGCCGCCAGAAGGCCCAGUUGGCCCUGAUUUCAUCAGCCGGGGUUGCCAAGUGGAGCGCAAAGACACAGGUCGGUAAUGGCCAUACCCGUCAGGGUCUGCACAUUUUGGCAGCCUUGUUUGGAGUUAUUUGGAAGGAAACUGUUCCAAAUAGUUCUCAUUAUGGGUGGUUAUUGGGUGGUAAAUGUUGUGAUUAAUGGCUCGGUGCAUUUGCCUCUUAUUUAACCAUCCUUAGUUAAAACUCCAAAAUAUUGCUUGCACCGACCGUUCUUUUCCAAAGGAAUUGUAAAGGCUUCUGUCAGUUUGAUUGGGAAAGUAGAUGGCGAAGAGAGGCCACGACCUGUGGGAGGCUUUAUGAAACUGGAGUUAUUCUUGGCAAUUUGAAAGAGGGUUUAUUACUCAAAGCCCAGCUUUCCUCAUCUCUGAGUAAGAUUUCUGUCACUGGUGGGUAUCAGGUAGACUUUAACUAUGGAAAGCAUUGAUUGCACAGACCAGACAUACUUAAGCAUUUUGAGGAAGUAAUUUAACAAUUAUCAAUUUCUGUACUGUGCCCACUGUUGAAGAUAUGGAACUCUCCAUGGUCAUUUUUAUACAAAAUUUUAUUUCUUCUUUGCCCUAAAUCCCAAAACUGCUUUGGAAAAAAAGAGAAUGCUCAUUCCAUACCUCUCUAGUGCCUUGUAAUUAUUCAAUAAGUGGAUUAAGAGAGGUAGGGAGGAAGAAACCCCAUCCUUCCCCACUCCAAUUUGGAGGGGUUUGUGGCCAUCAGGUUUUCGCGGUGGUUUCUGGGACUUUAGUGGUUAGCUGAUUAACACAGAAAGGUGGAGAUAAGUGAUUUGCCAGUGAUGUCCUAUUCAUGUGUUCUGUGUGCAUCCACAGGACUGAGAGAUAGUACAAUUUAGAGUCAGACCAGAGUUCUGAUCUCCACUUCAUCCCCAUAUUAGCACCGUAUCCUUGGAGAAGUUGCUUAAUUUUGCCAAGCCCCAAUUUCUGCAUCUUAAAUGGGAAUAUGGUGUCUACUUUAAAGAAUUAGAAGGAUUAAAUGAGAUCAUUUAUGUAAAGUACUCAACGUAGGCCAGACUUAUGGUAGAAGUUCAGGAGUUAAAAAAAAAAAAAAGUUUCUUCUUAACUCCCAACAAUAUUUCAGACUUUCCACUUUUGAUUGAUGUUAAAUUUAUCAAUAAUCUGCCUUUAAAAAUGGAAGAAGCCCUGAGCCUUACCUGCCACCAUUGACCAUUUAGUGAUAUAACAGUGUUUGUAUACAUAAUACCUGGCCUGUGCUUUCUUGCUCUCCCAAUGGCAUUCCGCAGCUCCCGCUUUGCUUCUCUGAAAGCAGAUCUAGGGCUGGUUGACUUCAGUUCACCCCGCCUUUGUCAGUCACAAGUAUCUUCUUGGUGGUUUUCUCAAUUCCCCUCUUGUAUCAACUUUCUCUGGGGUCAUCCUCUCACUUGCUUGCCAUCUUCAACCCUCAGGACAGCCCUUCCAGAUGGGUAUUAUUAUUCCCAUUCUAUAAACAAGGGGACUUGGGACAGUGGUUUAGUACAGAUUCUCUUCCGAAGUCACAUCCUAUAACCGCCCCUCUCAAAAAAAAAAAAAAAAAUUACUGCCGAAGUUUAUGAAUCCAUUGGUUUAAUUACUAACUCCUUAAUCAAACUCCGGACAGUUCUAGAUGCUACAGGUUGGCAGUGGGUUCUGGCUUUCUGCUUCUGCUUAGUGAUAUCCAAGACGGAAAAUGCCUUUGACAGAAGGGGUCAGAUGGGGGAAGGAAAGGUGUGCUUGUGGAAGAAAUGGGCAUUUCAGAAUCUUCAUAGGCUCAUUUCAUCACUCAUUCAGGGUAAGGUUCCACUCAUGGAAUCUCCCUACACUGAGUCAGUGUCUGGUGUGAGGAACAGACUGUGCUAUGCAUUUGGGGGAGGAUAUAAAAGAAAUAAGUUGUGGACCUUGUCCUUACGGAAAUUUCUGCCAAGCAGGGAGAAAAAAAAAAUUCUUGCACAUGAAAUUACUCACGAACAUUUGAGGAAUAAUAUCAACCAGAAAAAAAAAUGCAUUCUGUGCCAAACGAGGACUGACAACUUUUCACCAUAUGUAACAUCUUCUAGAUGUUUCCGUAUGCUCAUUUGUUCCACAGGGUUGAGGCUGUUUUCCCCCUCCAGUCAAAAGAAUGUUCUCCAAAGCAUAGCGUCUUGGGAAGGAGGGAGAUGAAAAAAAAGAGAUAAAUAAGGAAAGCUGCUGUGAAAUGAAAGAGAUUUGAUUUAGUGAAAAAUCCAAUGACCUCCCAAAGAGCAGGGCAUGAUAGCUUAUUGAAUCCAAAGCCAUGGAUGAGAUCAGGACUUCUCAGUACAUUAUGAGUUUUAUGGUCCCCUUUCAUUGGUCUCAGUGAACCAAUCCCCAUGCCUUAAAAAUAAAAAGGGGAAAUUUUUGAAUUCUUUCACUUUUGAGGGUUUUUUUUAAUAUGCAAAAUCAAGUAAAAGUGGAAUUGUCUGCCUUUUAUGAAGUUGGUCAGAUUAUGUAUAGCCCAGGGGACUGUAAAAUUCAGAGUGAGUCUGAGAGUCACUGCAACCUUGAAAAUCCCAGGGCCCCUGGGGAGUCUCAGAUCCUAGGCGACAACAAACUGACAGACUCUAACGGAGUCUCAUUAGCCAGGCAUUGGUCUUGUCUAAAUCCCUAACUUUUGUGGCUUCGCUUAACACCUUGGUGUUUCUUUUCUGAUGCUCUGAUGUUUAUAUCGCACUCUCAACUUAUUUUGAAAACAUUUGCAUGGUGAUUAGUUAACCCAACAGACCAAUCCUGGGAAGGCAGCCAGAACCGACAGCACCUUAGUAAUAGAAAAGCUGAGAAUUAAAAGAAGACCCCGAGACCAGGAGCCUGGACCUAAAUGGUGCUGCUUUGCCUUAAUGAGCGGCCCCAGUACCCAGUACGAAUUGAGUAGUGGCCUUGAGUAAUGGCCGAGCUGUUUGAAAACACCUUGAGUCUACCUCAUUGUGCUGAAACUCCAGGUGGUCAUGGUUGCAUUUUAGCUUGUAAUGUUUUGGACGGCUGCCUGUGGGAAGAAAACAGCACAGCCUAGAGCAGCACUGAUGUGUUAUGGAAGCCUCUCUCAUUUACAGUUCUGGCCACGUUCAACACCUGAACUUGUGUGUCGCCCGUGUUGUCCAUCUGCUAUAUGCACAUCGCCCUUGAGUUAGAGAGUUUUCUUACUCAGGGCUUUUGUUAGUUAAAGGUGCUGCUUUGAAAACUGGGAUGAUGCUUGCCGGGGGCUGGGGCAGGGGGCAAUGGGAAGUUGUUCUACAGUGGGUACAAAGUCACGCAAGAUGAAAACAUUCUAGAGAUCCGCUGUACAACAGUGCACGUUUAGCGAAGAAAACGGUUGUGCGCGCUUAAAAUUUGUUAAUAAAUUUUUGUUAGGUUAGAUUUCAUGUUAUGUAUUUUUUAUCACAGUAAAAAAAAUAUAUGGGCAAGAUAAAUAUAUUUUUUGAAAGUGCUGCUUUUUAUAGUCAAGGGGCUGGUGCUGAGAGCCUGGUUUAGAUGGCUGAGGUCAUUGUCUCAGGGGUCUAGGUUGUGUUUGGCUUCCGUUGCGUCAUGGUGAAGGUAGCUUCAGACAUGCGCAUUUCAGGCUCUCGUCGGAAGACCCAACACAUUAAAAAUGAAUUCUUGCACAACCAAAGAAACCCCCAGAUUUCACUCUUAAAAUAUGAGGUACCUAGAACUUUAUGAUGUCUGUUUUUAGCAGAAGUGAUUCUGAGUUAAUCAUGAGCCUGUGUUUUUAUUGAUCCCAUGGAAGGUGGGGAAAUGGGAAGCCUGGGGUUGGGGGUUGAAAAGAAGGAAGACAGACAGACAUGAGGUGGUCUGGAUAAUGGAGGUUCCCUGAGACUCUGUAUGAUUCAUAUGGUCUGUGGCUCCUCUGAAGCUCAUAGUCUGAAAGGUUGGAAUAGUGUUUUCCCCUUUCUCUAGGCAAUUAGGCAUUGCCUAAAACCCCCAGGGACUAAAGCCAGCUUCAGGGAAUACCCUUCCUGUCAACCUCACGUAAUUGCACCAGUGAAGUUAAUUGCACUGCUUUUGGGGGAACUUGUGUAAAAGGCAUUGUGUCUCAUGUAAACAGGGAGGUGGUUUUGUGUUGUAUCGGACAUAUUCAUCCAGUGCCUCUUGCUGCAAGCCUCCAUGCUAACUGUGAUGGGGGGGCAUCUAGGCUGAGCCAAGUGGAACUAGAUAGCGUGGCCACAGCGGUGGCUUGCGACAUCUGGGCAGGUGGUCUGGAGCUUGCCGACUUGCCUCACAGUUCGGGCCCUGCAGCCUAUAUUGGUGCUAACAGUUAGUUUGAAAGGACGGAGUGUCAGAAGUGGCCUUUCACCUUCUGUACGUCCAGGGGCUCGUGAGCUGAUAGAGAAGCGCUUUCAGUCUUGAGUUUGAGACUGGCCGCCUGCCCAAGGACCAGGCAGGAGAGGAGACUCCUUCAUUCUGGUGAGCGCCGUGGGCUAUGGGAUGGAUGAGGUGGAGCAGGACCAGCAUGAGGCCCGACUCAAGGAGCUGUUUGACAGUUUUGACACGACAGGCACCGGGUCCUUGGGACAGGAGGAACUCACCGACCUUUGCCACAUGUUGAGCUUGGAGGAGGUGGCCCCAGUGCUCCAGGAGACGCUGCUUCAGGACAACCUCUUGGGCAGGGUGCAUUUUGACCAAUUUAAAGAAGCAUUAAUACUUAUCUUGUCUAGAACUCUGUCAAAUGAAGAACACUUUCAAGAAUCAGACUGUUCACUAGAAGCUCAGCCCAAAUAUGUUAAAGGUGGGAAGCGUUACGGACGAAGGUCCUUGCCUGAGUUUCAAGAAUCCGUGGAAGAGUUUGCAGAGAUUGAGCCACUAGAUGAAGAAGCACGGCCUUCACACACCCCAGCCAGUGACCGCCACGAGCACUGGAAGACACAGCGCAGUGAAGAGUAUGAAGCGGAAGGCCAGUUAAGAUUUUGGAACCCAGAUGACUUGAAUGCCUCACAAAGUGGGUCUUCUGCUCCCCAAGACUGGAUAGAAGAGAAACUGCAGGAGGUUUGUGAAGAUCUGGGGAUCACCCGUGAUGGUCACCUGAACCGAAAGAAGCUGGUCUCCAUCUGUGAGCAGUAUGGCCUGCAGAAUAUCGAUGGAGAGAUGCUUGAGGAAGUCUUCCAUAAUCUUGAUCCUGAUGGUACAAUGAGCGUAGAAGAUUUUUUCUAUGGCUUAUUCAAAAAUGGAAAAUCCCUCACACCAUCAGCAUCUACUCCAUAUAGACAAUUGAAAAGGCAUCUCUCCAUGCAGUCCUUCGAUGAGAGUGGACGACGUACCACAACCCCAUCAGCAAUGACAAGUACCAUUGGCUUUCGGGUCUUCUCCUGCCUGGAUGAUGGGAUGGGCUAUGCAUCAGUGGAGAAAAUACUCGACUCCUGGCAGGAAGAGGGCAUUGAGAACAGCCAGGAGAUCCUGAAGGCCUUGGAUUUCAGCCUUGAUGGGAAUGUCAACCUGACAGAAUUGACACUGGCUCUUGAAAAUGAACUUUUGGUCACCAAGAAUGGCAUUCACCAGGCAGCUCUGGCCAGCUUUAAGGCUGAGAUCCGGCAUUUGCUGGAGCGAGUUGAUCAAGUGGUCAGAGAGAAAGAGAAGCUACGGUCAGAUCUGGACAAAGCUGAGAAGCUCAAGUCUCUAAUGGCUUCAGAGGUGGAUGAUCACCAUGCGGCCAUCGAGCGGCGCAAUGAGUACAACCUCAGGAAACUGGAUGAAGAGUACAAGGAGCGAAUAGCAGCCUUAAAGAAUGAACUCCGAAAGGAGAGAGAACAGAUCCUGCAACAGGUGGGCAAGCAGCGCUUGGAACUUGAGCAGGAAAUUGAAAAGGCAAAAACAGAAGAGAACUACAUCCGGGACCGCCUUGCCCUCUCUUUAAAGGAAAACAGUCGUCUAGAAAAUGAGCUUCUGGAAAAUGCAGAGAAGUUGGCAGAGUAUGAGAAUCUGACAAAUAGACUUCAGCGAAAUUUGGAAAAUGUGUUAGCAGAAAAGUUUGGUGACCUUGAUCCUAGCAGUGCUGAAUUCUUUCUGCAAGAGGAGAGGCUGACACAGAUGAGAAAUGAAUAUGAGCAGCAGUGCAGGGUAUUACAAGACCAAGUGGAUGAACUCCAGUCUGAGCUGGAGGAAUUUCGCACACAAGGCAAAGUGUUGAGACUUCCCUUGAAGAGCUCAGUGUCAGAAGAACUUGAGGUUAACAGUGGUUGCAUUGAGCCUGACCAGGGGCUUGGUUCUGAAGAAUGCAAUCCAUUGACUAUGAGCAUCGAGGCAGAGCUGGUCAUUGAGCAGAUGAAAGAACAACAUCACAGGGACUUAUGUCGCUUAAGACUGGAGCUUGAAGAUAAAGUGCACCAUUAUGAAAAGCAGCUAGAUGAAACCAAGGUCGCCUGUGAAAAGGAGCAAGACAGCAUGAAGCAAAAGUACGAGAAUGAGGUCCGCGUCUUGGAAAAACAACUAAGUGACCUUAAAAACGAAACUGCAGAACUUCGGGGCCAGGCAGUGGUGCUCAAGGAAGCACAACAUACAACUCUCUGCAGACACGAGGAGGAGAAAAAAGAACUGCAAAUGAGGUGGGAUGAGGAAAAGGCUCACCUGCGGGAGAAGCUGAGGCUGGAACACGAGAUGGAACUCAAGGCUCGCCUGGAGCAGGCAGAGGACAGCUUUACCCGGGAGAGGGAAGGACUCCUUCGGAAUGGCGCCUGGACAGAAGAGAAGGUGAGAGGCUUGACUCAGGAACUCGAGCAGCUUCACCAGGAGCAGCUGAAAAGCCUGAUGGAGAAGCACACUCUUGAGAAGGAGGAGUUGCAAAAAGAGCUCUUGGAAAAGCACCAAAGGGAACUUCAAGAGGGAAGGGAAAAAAUGGAAACUGAGUGUAAUAGAAGAACCUCUCAGAUAGAAGCCCAGUCCCAGGCUGAUUGUCAGAAGGUCACCGAGAGGUGUGAAAGCGCUCUGCGGAGCCUGGAGGGGCGCUACCGCCAAGAGCUGCAGGAGCUCGUGGAACAGCAGCUGGAGGAGAGAUCCCAGUGGGAGUUUGAGAAGGACGAGCUCGCCCAGGAGUGCGCCGAAGCCCAGGAGCAGCUCAAAGAGACUCUGCAAAGAGAGAAAGCAACGUCUCUGGUCCUGACCCAGGAGAGAGAGAUGCUGGAGAAAACGUACAAGGAACAUUUGAGUAGUAUGGUCGUUGAAAGAGAGCAGCUGCUCAGAGACCUGGAAGAUCUAAGAAACGUGUCUGAAAGUCAACAGAGCCUGCUGUCCGACCAGAUACUUGAGCUGAAGAGCGGUCGUGACAGAGGUCCGAAGGACAGGGAGCAGGUCCCGUGCCAGGCGGGCGCCUCAGAGCAGCAGGCCAGCCAGCAGCUUGAGAAGCUGGAAAUGGAACGUGACCGGGAGAGGCAGGAAAUGAUGGCCAAGCUUCAGGCCAUGGAGAGUGUCCACAGGGUGACCUGUGAGAAGGCAGAUCAGGAGAGGGCCCAGCUGAGCACAGAAAUCUCCAGGCUGCAGAAUAAAAUCAAGCAAAUGCAGCAGGUGGCAUCUCCUUUCUCCAGGAGAGAGAGUGGCUGCCGGGCAACAGGAGGGGAGGACGCAGAAGGAAGUGGAGCCAUGUCCCUGCUCCAGCAAGGAAAGCAGUUGUUGGAAGAGAAUGGAGAUGUCCUCUUGAGCCUGCAGAGAGCUCAUGAGCGAGCAGUGAAGGAAAAUGUGAAAAUGGCCACUGAAAUUUCGAGAUUGCAACAGAAGCUACAGAAAUUAGAGCCAGGGUUGGUGAUGUCUUCUUGUUUAGACGAGCCAACUACUGGAUUCUUUGGAAAUUCUGUGGAACGGACAGAGCCAUUUUUACUGCAAAAUCAAACGAAGCAAGUAGAAGGUGUAGCCACACGGUGUGCCCUAAGUGACCUACAAGACGAUGAAACCCGGGAUCUGGGAAGUACAGGGACAAGCUCAGCUCAGAGACAGGAGGUCAAGACAGAGGAGUCUGAAGCAUCAAUAGAGAGUUUUUCCGAGCUCGAGAAUAGUGAAGAGACCAGGACCGAGACCUGGGACCUGAAGAAUCAGAUUUGUCAGCUUCAGGAACAGCUAAUGAUCUUGCGUGCAGACUGCAGUCGAGCUUCUGAAAAGAAACAGGACCUACUUUUUGACGUUUCUGUGCUAAAAAAGAAACUGAAGAUGCUUGAGAGAAUCCCCGAGGCUUCCCCCAAGUAUAAAUUGUUAUAUGAAGAUGCCAGCAGAGAAAAUGACUGUCUUCAGGAAGAGCUGAGAGUGAUGGAGAUGCGCUAUGACGAAGCCCUAGAAAAUAACAAAGACCUCACUUCGGAAGUUUUCAAAUUGCAGGAUGAGCUAAAGAAAGUUGAAGAGGUGACUGAAACCUUCCUUAGCCUGGAAAAGAGUUACGAUGAGGUCAAGAGAGAAAAUGAGGAACUGCAUGUUCUGGUUUUGAGGCUUCAAGGCAAGAUCGAGAGGCUCCAGGAAAGAGCGGUGCUGCGCUGUGACUGCUUCUCCUUAUGGGAAGCCCAUUUAGAUAACCGGGAAGUCCAACCUGAUGAGAAGGUGCUCGGACGACAUCAGACAUGGGAAGAGCGUGUGCCCACAGUGACAAGUGUCCACCAUAUUCUAGAAGAACAUUAUCAAGAAAACCAGUACCUCGAGCAGCAGAAUGCACAGCUCGUGGGAGAAGUAAAAGCGAGUGAAAUUGCCUGGCUUCACAGAACAAUCCGGACACGUCGAGAGAAGCCCAGAGUACAGAACCAAGUUCUGCUGGAGGAAGACACCGCUCUGCUGGGCCUUCAAGACGGACAUCUUCAGCGUCAGGCCACCAUAGCGGAGUUGGAACUGGAGAAGAAGAAGCUGCAGGAGCUGACUAGAAAGCUGAGGGAGAGAGUCACUACUCUAGUUAAGCAGAAAGAUGGACCUUCUCAAGGAGAAAACGAGGAAGAACUAAAGGCGAUGAUGCAUGACUUGCAAAUCACGUGCAGUGAGAUGCAACAGAAAGUUGAACUUCUGAGAUGUGAAUCUGAGAAGCUUCAAGAAGAAAAUUCUAUUUUGAGAAGUGAAAUUACUACUUUAAAUGAAGAAGAUAGCAUUUCUAACCUGAAAUUAGGGAAAUUAAAUGGAUCUCAGGAAGAAAUGUGGCAAAAAAUAGAAACUGUAAAACAGGAAAAAGCUGCAGUUCAGAAGAUGGUUGAAAAUUUAAAGAAACAGAUUUCCGAAUUAAAAACCCAAAACCAACAAUUGGAUUUGGAAAAUACCGAACUUAGCCAAAAGAACUCUCAAAAUGAGAAAGAACUGCAAGAACUUAAUCAACAUCUGGCAGAAAUGCUACGCCAGAAGGAUCAAGAGCCAGGGCGCAGUACAUUGGAGGAAUGGAAACAAGAAAAGUCUAAUCUGAAGGAAGAACUGGAACAAUGUAAAGUGCAGUCCUCCACUUUAGUGUCUUCUCUGGAGGCAGAACUGUCUGAAGUGAAAAUACAGACUCAUAUUGUGGAACAGGAGAACCUCCUUCUCAAAGAUGAACUGGAGAAAAUGAAACAACUGCACAGAUGUCCUGAUCUUGGUGACUUCCAGCAAAAACUUGCUAGUGUUCUCAGCUACAAUGAAAAACUGCUGGAAGAAAAGGAGGCUCUCAGUGAAGAACUAAAGAGCUGUGUGGAUAAGUUGGCAAAAUCAAGUCUUUUAGAGCAUAGAAUUGCUACUAUGAAGCAAGAACAGAAAUCUUGGGAACACCAGAGUGAAACCUUAAAGUCCCAACUAGAGGCUUCACAGGAAAAGGUUCAGAGUUUAGAAGACACCCUACAGAAUGUGAACCUGCAAAUGUCCCUGAUUAAAUCUGACCUACGAAUGACUCAGCAGGAAAAGGAGGCUUUGAAACAAGAAGUGAUGUCUUUAUAUAAACAACUUCAGAAUGCUGGUGACAAGAACUGGGCCCCAGAAAUAGCCACCUUCCAUAACCAGCAGCAAAGGCCUUCUUGGGACCAGAUGGAUCAUGUGAUGAAGGAGGAACAACAGCUGCUUUGGCAAGAGAACGAGAGACUCCAAACUGUGGUGCGGAACACCAAAGCGGAACUCACGCACUCACGGGACAAGGUCCGUCAACUGGAAUCAAACCUUCUUCCCCCUAAGCACCAAAAACAUCUAAACUCAUCAGGUACGGUGAGGCCUACAGAGCAAGAGAAGUUGAGCUUAAAGAGAGAGUGUGAACAGUUUCAAAAGGAACGAUCACCUACUAAUAGGAAGCAGGUCAGUCAGAUGAAUUCCCUUGAAAGAGAGUUAGAAACAAUUCAUUUGGAAAAUGAAGGCCUGAAAAAGAAACAAGUAAAACUGGAUGAGCAGCUAAUGGAGAUGCAGCACCUGAGGUCCAUUGUGAUGCUUAGCCCAUCCCCUCCCACGUGGGAUCUCCAGCUGCGCCAGCAGCAAGCCUGUCCGACGGUGCCCAGGGAGCAGUUUCUGCAGCUUCAACAGCAGCUGCUGCAGGCAGAAAGGAUAAACCAGUGCCUGCAGGAGGAACUUGAAAACAGGACCUCCGAAACCAACACGCCGCAGGGAAACCAGGAACAACUGGUAACUGUCAUGGAAGAACGGAUGAUGGAAGUUGAACAGAAAUUGAAACUGGUGAAAAGGCUUCUUCAGGAUAAAGUGAAUCAGCUCAAAGAACAACUGUGCAAGAAUACUAAAGCAGAUGCGAUGGUGAAGGAUUUGUAUGUUGAAAAUGCCCAGUUGUUGAAAGCUCUGGAAAUGACUGAACAGCGACAAAAAACAGCAGAAAAGAAAAAUUACCUCCUAGAAGAGAAGAUUGCCAGCCUCAGUAAUAUAGUCAGGAAUCUGGCACCAGCACCACUGACUUCUACACCUCCCUUGAGGUCAUAGCCAAGCCAAAGGAUACACUCAUUUGUGCACUUUACUGAAAUGGAUGGAACAUUUCAGUAGGUUCUCUCAACCCUUUUUUUUUUUUUUAAACCUUUACUGGUUUAAAGUUCAGCUCAACCUAAAACUGCCAGCAACAGAACUGUACUCUCCAUUCGCUGUAAUUAGUUUUUCUAAAGAGACUCUAAUGGGAGCUGCAAAUAGUCACAUAUUUCACUGUUUAAAUUAUUCCCCAGUUUUGAAUUUUAAAAACAUACCCUGAUAGCCACCAAAAAGGUGGGUAUGUGAACACAAUGCAAGAAUCUUAAAACCCCCAGUUGUGAAUAAGUUAAAAAACAAAACAAUAUUAUGUACAAAUGUUUGUGUAAAUUCCAGGUAUUUUAAGUUUUAGAUCUGAUGAGUUUGUUUUGAUCUUUAUUUGAAAACCAAAUGUCUGUCUUCUUACACAUUUAAAUAUGGAGAAGUCAUUCUGUUUCCAAUAAUUUUGGCUCUUUAGUGAGAGACCCUGAGCUCAAUAACCACGGAGGACAGAAGAGCCAAAGCCCAUGUACUUGACCUUCUAACACCUAUGGCAGUAUUACUACUCCUGAUGGAUUAUGGAUACUAAAAACUGAUUUACUCAACUACACUGUUAACUAAGGUUAAAACUGUACUU